AUGGAUGAGCUUGUCUGUAUUGAAAAUCGCCAACCUGAUAUUUUACUAUGGGACAACGAACUCAAUGGAAAUCCAUUAAGGAUAAUGAACGUGUCUCACUUGGAAGAGUUAUCAUUUUCGGAAGGGUUAGAGAUUGAUGAGCCUGUGGCCGUCUGGUUCAAGUGGAAAGGGAAGUGGCAUGCAGGAAUAAAAUGUGCAACAGAUGAUUUGCCAAUGUCCACUCAGAAAGACAAACCAGUUCAUGAUAAUCAGAACAAAUAUUUGAUCGUAUUUUCUCCGGAUACUAAGAAUUAUUCUUGGGUUAAAAUGCUUUUUGUUCAAUCAAUUCAUGAAUUUCCUCAGCCUAUAGCAUAUGAAACUCAUCAAGAUGGAUUGAAAAUUGUACAAGACUUGACUAUUGCUCGACGGUUUACAAUGCAAAACCUCGUUAUCGAAAUGAUCAAUAUUGUUGAACAUAUUCACUCUCAUGCUUUAAUAGAAGAUGCUCGCGAUGUGAGGUUUUGGAAACAAUUUGCUAUGGAAGCUUCUCACUGUAAAAGGUAUUCAGAUCUUGGAAGAAUGGUUAAGCGAGUGCAAAAGAGCAUUCUGCAACAUUAUAUAAUGGCUGAUUGGAAACUGCAUUGUUCUAAGUCUUGGGUUGAUCGAUGCGAAAAGGCAAAAAAUGCAGAAACAAUUGAGCUGCUAAAUGAGGAUUUGAUUGAUUCCAUUUUGUGGAAUGAUGUCAGCACUCUCUGGAAUAAAGCCCCAGAACCAAAAUUAGGUUAUGUUUGGAAAACACUUAAGCAUGAUGUAGUGAAAUGGUUUUCAAGAAAUCCUUGGAUUUCUAGCAGCAACGGCUCGAAGACACAUGCUUCAAGUUCUUAUGGAUUGUGCCAAAAAAGGUUUCAAGUUGGUUUCAUAAGGCCUAAACUUCAAAUUCGUCGUCAAUGCGCACCUUCAACGCAUAAAAGUACCGUGGAGGUGCCCGUGGAAACUGAGUUUCCUAGUCAGUUGAUGAAUGAAUUGAGUGAUAUCGGAGUCGAGGCUGUAGAUUCUGAUGUCUUGCCCAUCGCUGACAUGGUAUCAAGGCCUAUGGAAGAUGAAGAAAGGCCUACGGAUGAUGAAGAAAGGCCUAUGGAAGAUGAAGAAAGGCCUACGGAUGAUGAAGAAAGGCCUAUGGAAGAUGAAGAAAGGCCUACGGAUGAUGAAGAAAGGCCUAUGGAUGAUGAAGAAAGGCCUACGGAUGAUGAAGAAAGGCCUAUGGAUGAUGAAGAGGCUAUUGAAUUAUUUGUAGAACCUGAUAAUACUAAGAGUCAGCAAUGCGAAAAGUUUAUCGAAGCCAAGGGAAGGCGAUGUAGGGGACGAGCAAUUGGUAGUGGUAAAUAUUGUUGUGCUCAUUUCUCAAGAAAACCUGCAAAACAAGUUAACUCUCCUACUGCAAUGUGUGGAGGUACAACUGCGGCUGGUACUAAAUGCAGGCAUCAUUCACAUCCUGGCUUUUCUUUCUGCAGAAAGCAUUUGAUCAAUGUUAAGACAAACAAUAGUUCAAAUUCGAGACGUCGUAGAUCGAAAAGGAAAGCAAAAGUAAACUACUGCGGUUCGACUUCGAAGAGAAGGGUUCGCGAAUACUUAGGCGUGGCACCUCUGAAAAGUCCAUUGGAUAUUGAUCCGGUAUCAAUCAUCGAUGAUGAUGCUUUCAUUGCAAGGAACAUCUUAGGAGAAACACUCAUGCUUUCUGGUAAUGAUCACAAUGUGGCUCUUGAAUGGAUAGAUUCUCCUCUUAAUGGCAAUGAUACUGAUAAUGAUAAUUCAAUCAAGUGUAAGGUAUGUUUUGAAGAAUUUUCUGAUGACCAAUCACUUUUUAACCAUUGGAUGGAAAAUCAUGAAAGGGAAGCAUAUUGGUUAUUCAUGAGUUAUGCUUGUGCAAUUUGUUUUGAUUCCUUCACCAACAAGAAACUAUUGGAAUCACAUGUUCAGAAUAGACAUCAUGUGCAGUUCAUUGAACACUGCUUGCUUUUGAAAUGUAAUGCUUGUAGUGGUAACUUUGGAAUUAUGGAUGAAUUCUGGUUGCAUGUUAAGUCAGUUCACUCUUCAGAAUUCAAGGUAUCAAAAGCUUCUCCGGAAAUGAUUGAGCACAGAAAUGAAGCUUCUUUGGAAGAACCUCAGCCUAACAAUCUCAAUACCUUAUCGAUUGCUUCCACAACUUCCCGUGAAGUUAAUCUUGAGACGUUGUUGAUGGAGAAAUAUGGACAUUUACCAGAAAGACUUAAUUUGAAUGCAUCAGAAGAUUGCAGUGAGAGAGAAGUUAUUGAGAAUUCGCAUCGCAAUGAGAUUCACCCUGUCGUUAGUCCACACUCAUUGCAAAAGGCUAUAAUUUUAUGUGAUGACAUAAGCUUUGGGAAGGAAUCAACUCCAGUGAUCUGUGUAUUGGAUCAAGAAAUGCUCAAUUCUCUUUUUGAAAAAGAGCGAUACCGAUACAUAAAUCUUCCUAGUCCUUGGGAAUGUUUUGCAUAUGUGACAAAACAAAUGCUUGAUCGAUUUCCUAGUCAUAAUCACGAGGAGAGCCUACAACUGAGAUGUUAUUGUUCCACUUCAACAUGUUGUCGUAAAACGUGUGAUCAUAUAUACCUUUUCGAUAAUGCAAAAGAUGUAUUCGGGAAACCAAUGAGCGGAAAGUUCCCAUACAAUAAAAAUGGUCGACUCAUGUUGAAGGAAGGUUAUUCGGUGUACGAGUGUAACGAUAUGUGCAGAUGUAGUAAAACCUGUCAGAACAGAAUAUUGCAGAAGGGAAUUCAAGUUAAAUUGGAAGUCUUUAAAACAAAGGAAAUGGGAUGGGGAGUAAGGGCUGGCGAGGACAUUUUUCGCGGAACAUUCGUGUGUGAGUAUAUUGGAGAAGUUGUAGAAAAGAAGGAGGUACACAAAAGGCGAGAAAGAUACGGAAAAGAAAACUCUGAAUAUUUCUAUGACAUUGGUGCUCAUGUUAAUGACAUGAGUGGAUUUACAAAAGGACAUGCCCGCGGAUACGUUAUUGAUUCUACUAGUUAUGGAAAUGUCUCUAGAUUCAUUAAUAAUAGUUGCUCACCGAAUCUUGCUAACUACCAAGUUUUUAUAGAGAGCACGAAUUGUGAGCAUGCACAUAUUGGUCUUUAUGCAAAUAGAGAUAUUGCUUUGGGUGAGGAGUUGACAUACAGUAAUCACUAUGCGUUUGUUGGUGGAGAAGGAUAUCCUUGUCUUUGUGGAUCGUUAAAGUGCAGAAAGAGGAUAUGCUAA
Messenger RNA from Vicia faba (fava bean), 3249 nucleotides. The record is from the annotation of a GenBank genome assembly. Lineage: Eukaryota; Viridiplantae; Streptophyta; Magnoliopsida; Fabales; Fabaceae.